AUGUGUCAUGUCAUUGUAACGUGUCGUUCGAUGCUAUGGACUCUCCUGAGUAUUGUAGUGGCUUUUGCAGAGCUCAUUGCUUUCAUGAGCGCAGACUGGCUGAUUGGCAAAGCGAAGCCUUCAAGCUCCGAGGAUAUGGACAACAAAACAGGGGGAUCACAGGAGCCUUACCAUCCGACGCUGGGCAUCUAUGGGCGUUGCACCAGAAUUUCCCACAUGCAGCUUUCUAGGCGAGACACGCUUUGUGGUCCGUACGCCGAAAACUUCAAUGAGAUUGCCAGUGGGUUCUGGCAGGCAACCGCUAUUUUCCUAGCUGUGGGAAUCAUGAUUCUCUGUGCCGUGGCUUUUGUGUCUGUCUUUACUAUGUGUGUGCAGAGUAUUAUGAAGAAAAGCAUUUUUAAUGUCUGUGGGCUGCUACAAGGGAUUGCAGGCCUUUUCCUUAUCUUAGGCUUGAUACUUUACCCUGCAGGUUGGGGAUGCCAGAAAGCAAUAAGCUACUGUGGACCUUAUGCUUCUGCUUACAAACCAGGAGACUGCUCCUUGGGCUGGGCUUUCUACACAGCUAUUGGUGGCACUGUUCUGACAUUCAUCUGUGCGGUCUUCUCGGCGCAAGCUGAAAUAGCCACAUCAAGUGACAAAGUGCAAGAAGAAAUAGAAGAAGGAAAAAACCUUAUCUGCCUCCUUUAACUCCAGUGGGGAAAUAUACCAGGGCCUGGAUCUUAAUCUGCUUUCCAUUGACUGGAAAAGCAGAUCCACUUACAUGUUUCUACCAUUUCAUGUGACUGGCCCACUGAAUUCCAGCCCUGAACUACUGAAAUGGUCUUUCUUCCUUGCUGGGCAAUGAGGGUCUGAGAAAGGAUCCCAGGAAAGGAGACUGUAAAUACAUGGGGAUAUUUUAGUUUCAUUCUAUGAUCAGGACACAGUGGAGGAUGUUAAGCUGACUGGGAAGGUGAGGAAUCGCGUACAUAUAGCAGGAAUGCUGACAAAUUCUGAUUGAUCGGAUUGCCUUACCGACCUUGGUCAGUUUGAAGAUUUGGAUUUAAGUAAUA
This is a messenger RNA of Apaloderma vittatum (bar-tailed trogon), 1049 nucleotides long. It is a transcript of the gene LHFPL2, whose product is annotated as lipoma HMGIC fusion partner-like 2. NCBI's taxonomy places the organism in Eukaryota, Metazoa, Chordata, Aves, Trogoniformes, Trogonidae. Gene Ontology annotation, cellular component: membrane. The record is from RefSeq and is a predicted model, not a curated record. Bases 1 to 687 code for a protein of 228 amino acids. The transcript is spliced from 2 exons.